GUGACAGUACGUUUUACCCCUUUUCAUCUAGUUGAUAGAUCUCCCUGACCUUUACUUAGUGCUUUAGGAGCUUUCAGAGUAGUUGGUAGAUUGAUAUCUAUAAUACACCAACAUCUUUUUAGGACAUUGUUUUUCUAUAGAAGAUUAAUUUUCUUAUUAGCUUCUUUAUGAUGACGUGAUGUUGAUCGUGAAUCUUCUUUAUUAAGAUUUCAUACUAAGAGAGUUCAAAAAAAUAUAUACUCUAGGAUAAUUUGAUUUAUUAUAUCUGAAGUAUUUUUUUUUCUUAGAUUCUUUUGAACUUUUUUUCAUUCUGGUUUAAAUUCAGUAAUUGAUCUGAGAAUAGAGUGGCCACCUUUCAGAGUAAUGGUACUAAAUCCUUAUAGAGUCCCUCUUUUAAAUACGGCUGUUCUUAUUAGCUCAAGAAUUACAGUAACUUGUUCCCACUAUAGUUUAUUGAUUUCAGAUUUUAAUUCUUGCUCUAUUUGACUUGCUAAUACAGUUUUUUUAAGGGUUUUGUUUACAAGAUUACAAUAUAUGGAGUACUUAGAGAGUUCAUUUAGGAUAAAUGAUUCUGUUUAUGGAUCUAUUUUUUUUAUAGCUACAAGAUUUCACAGAUUUCAUGUAAUUAUUAGAAGUAUUUUUUUAUUUAUUUCCUUUCUACGAAUUUUAUCUAGAAAACUCUCACCUAACCGGCAUGUGAGAUUUGAGUGUGCUAUUUGGUAUUGACAUUUUGUUGAUGUCGUAUGAAUUUUCUUAUAUGCUUGUAUUUAUAGAUGAGGUAGUCUUUAA
Ciona intestinalis (vase tunicate) is the source of this 789-nucleotide messenger RNA. Lineage: Eukaryota; Metazoa; Chordata; Ascidiacea; Phlebobranchia; Cionidae. The record is from the annotation of a RefSeq genome assembly.